Corythoichthys intestinalis (scribbled pipefish) is the source of this 6446-nucleotide messenger RNA. RefSeq names its product Rho-associated, coiled-coil containing protein kinase 1 (gene rock1). The record is from RefSeq and is a predicted model, not a curated record. Gene Ontology annotation, molecular function: small GTPase binding; Rho-dependent protein serine/threonine kinase activity; ATP binding. Lineage: Eukaryota; Metazoa; Chordata; Actinopteri; Syngnathiformes; Syngnathidae. The transcript has 34 exons. Gene Ontology annotation, cellular component: cytoskeleton; cytoplasmic stress granule; cytoplasm. Gene Ontology annotation, biological process: regulation of cell junction assembly; actomyosin structure organization; mitotic cytokinesis. Bases 754 to 4896 code for a protein of 1380 amino acids.
GCUUGACAUUUUGAAGUGGCUCCUCUCCGGGGUGUUUGAACAGGAAGGCGGACAUGUUGGCCAGUCUGUGGGACAAAUUCGGGGCAUCGUCUGCUGUUUUUUCUCCAUCGGCGACUAAAAACAAAUUAAAAUCCAGCGCGUGUGUGAGCUGGAUCGGAGAUUUCGCACCGAUAGGAGCGGGGCACGUUUGACAGUCGGUGACAGCGGCGGGAGAAGGAUUUUUACUGUUCAAAGACUUGAUCGAAAUUUGGAAAGAAGAAGUUUUUUCCCCCCCACUUCUUCUUUUGAGCUGUCACGUCAAAUUUGUGUCGCCCUAUCUUAAUCGGACCUGGCACGGAUAUGGGAACGGGCCCGGAAUAACUCCACCGAUGUUUUAAUUGCCUUUUUUUGUUGCUGUUCGGAUGCAGCGACGUUUGAAUCCGUUCUCCGCUGCGGGCAUCCUGCGGAGGCUGACUAAUCUUCGACCGUCGCGCUGCCCCUCAAAGUUGUUUGCCAGCCGCAUUUGAAAGGGGGGAUAUACGAUACUGUAUGAAAAAUGUGGCUUUUGUCCAUCCACCGGAACAGUAAACGUUUUAUCGCGUGCGGAAGCUCGAGGAGAACGAUGUAUUGUCUCUAAAAGUUCCCACGAAGAAGAAAAAAACAACAACAAACGAACAUUAGGCUAGCUGGCUAGCGGCUAAUGCUAGCUAGCCACUCCGUUGCCUGCUUUUUGUGUUCCCGAAAAACAAGGAGGGACUUUAUUUAACGUUGACAAUGUCUUCCGGAGAAAGUAUGGAGGCUCGGUUUGGAAAAAUCGACGCCAUGUUGAAGGACCCCAAGUCGGAGAUAAACACGGACUGUCUUCUGGACGGCCUGGACGCCCUGGUGUACGACCUGGACUUUCCUGCCCUAAGGAAAAACAAGAGCAUUGACAAUUUCUUGAAUAGAUAUAAAGAUACCAUUAGUAAAAUCCGUGACUUGCGGAUGAAAGCAGAAGACUAUGAAGUUGUCAAAGUUAUUGGCAGAGGUGCAUUUGGAGAGGUUCAGCUGGUGAGGCACAAAGCCACUUCCAAAGUGUACGCUAUGAAACUUCUGAGCAAGUUUGAGAUGAUCAAACGAUCGGACUCGGCUUUCUUUUGGGAGGAGAGAGACAUCAUGGCUUUUGCCAACAGCUCCUGGGUGGUGCAGCUUUUCUUUGCAUUCCAAGACGACCGCUACCUCUAUAUGGUAAUGGAAUACAUGCCCGGUGGCGACUUGGUCAAUUUGAUGAGCAAUUAUGACGUCCCGGAAAAGUGGGCUCGCUUUUACACAGCUGAAGUUGUUCUGGCACUUGAUGGAAUCCAUGCCAUGGGCUUCAUUCACAGGGAUGUGAAACCUGACAACAUGUUGCUUGACAAAGCAGGUCACUUAAAACUGGCAGAUUUUGGCACCUGCAUGAAAAUGAACAAGGAUGGUAUGGUACGAUGUGACACAGCGGUGGGAACGCCAGACUACAUUUCACCAGAGGUACUGAAAUCCCAAGGAGGAGACGGUUAUUAUGGCAGGGAGUGCGACUGGUGGUCGGUGGGAGUUUUCCUAUUCGAAAUGCUAGUUGGCGACACGCCAUUUUACGCUGACUCUUUGGUCGGCACCUACAGCAAAAUCAUGAACCACAAGAACGCACUGACCUUUCCCGAUGACAGCGACAUCUCCAAUGAUGCCAAGAACCUCAUCUGUGCCUUUCUGACAGACAGGGAGGUCCGCCUGGGCAGGAAUGGUGUGGAUGAGAUCAAGAGGCACCCUUUCUUUAAGAAUGAUCAGUGGACGUGGGAGAACAUCAGAGAGACGGCUGCCCCGGUGGUGCCCGAGCUGAGCAGUGAUGUUGACACUAGUAACUUUGAUGAUAUUGAAGAGGACCGUGGCGAAGAAGAGACAUUUCCAAUACCAAAGGCCUUUGUCGGCAACCAACUGCCCUUCGUGGGCUUCACCUACUACAGUAAUCAACAUCCUUUGCGCAGCUCCACCUCCGCCUCAAAGACAAGUGACAAACGUAGCAGCUCCACAAAGGAGGACAAAAGUCAUUUGGAAAAUCUGCAGAAAAGAGUCUACCAAUUGGAGGAGCAGCUCCACAGUGAGAUGCAGCUAAAGGAUGAGUUGGAACAGAAAUGCAGGACUUCAAACACCAAGAUUGAAAAGAUCAUGAAAGAACUGGAUGAGGAGGCUAACUUGAGAAAAAGUGUGGAGGCUAGCAUGUCUCUGCUAGAGAAGGACAAGAUCAUGCUUCAGCACCGAUUUACAGAGUACCAAAGAAAAGCUGACCAGGAGGCCGAGAAACGACGGAAUUUGGAGAACGAAGUAUCGACUCUGAAGGAGCAACUUGAAGACAUGAGGAAGAUCAGCCAGAACUCGCAGGCCUCGAAUGACAAGAUUGCGCAGCUCCAGAAUCAGUUGGAGGAGGCUAAUGACUUACUGCGUGCCGAGUCGGACACGGCGGCGAGACUACGGAAAAACCAUACAGAGGUGGCCAAAUCCAUGAGCCAACUGGAGAGCUUGAACCGAGAACUGCAGGAGCGAAGCCGCGCUGCUGAUGGAGAGAAGGCCCAGCUGGAAAAGGAGCUCCUGCUACUCCAGAGCACUUUGGACUCGGAGAGGAGGAACUACAGCCAAGACUCUGAGGAAAUUCGUGAGCUGCAAGCGAGGAUGUUGGGGCUGCAGGAGGACAACAAAAACUUGAAGCUCACUGUCUCUAAAGUAGAGACUGAACGCAAACAGGCCCAGGAGAGAAGCAAUAACUUGGAGAAGGAUAAGAACAACCUAGAGAUUGACCUGAACUACAAACUGAAGACCCUGCAGCAGCGACUGGAGCAGGAGCAGACUGAGCACCGGGUGACACGAGCACAGUUGACUGACAAAUACGAGUCCAUCGAGGAGGCCAAAUCGGCUGCCAUGAAUGCUGUUCAGGUGAAGAUGUCUGAGGAGAACGGAGCGAGGAUGCGAGCCGAGAGCCGAGUAGUGGAGGUGGAGAAGCAGUGCUCCAUGCUGGAGUUUGACCUCAAGCAGUCGGUGCAGAAGAUGGAGCAGCUGAUGAAGCAGAAGGAAAGGCUGGAGGACGACGUGAAGAAUCUUAGGAUACAGACGGAGCAGGAAUCCAGCAAACGUGUACAGGCACAGAACGAGCUUAAGAGCCGUUUGCAGGAGGUGGACCGUCUUCGGUGUUCGGAGAAGCAACUCAAGCAAGAGAUCAAUGCGGCGCUGGAGAGUAAACGCUCUCUUGAGUUUCAACUUGCGCAGCUGACAAAGCAAUACAGAGGCAAUGAAGGACAGAUGAGGGAACUUCAGGACCAACUUGAGGCUGAACAGUAUUUUUCAACGCUUUAUAAAACUCAGGUGAAAGAGCUCAAAGAGGAAAUAGAGGAAAGGAAUCGGCAGGUACAAGACGCUCAUAAAAAGAUGCAAGAGCUGUGCAGUGAAAGGGAGUCCCUGUCUGCCCAGCUGGAUCUGACAGUGACAAAGGCAGAGUCGGAGCAGCUGGCUAGGGCUCUGCAGGAGGAGCAGUACUUUGAGCUCAGCCAAGAAAACAAGAAGACAGUCACUAGGCAUAAGCAGGAGCUUGUGGAUAAGGAAGCCACUAUUGCACGACUUGAGGAGUCCUGUAAAACUCUGACCAAAGAUGUGGAGAGUCUCGCCAAAGACAAGGCAGAGUUGAGUGAGAGACUUAGUACUCAAGAGGAAGAGUAUGCUGCUCAGAAGGAGGAGAUUACAAAUUCAAUCAAGGCCAACUAUGAGAAGGUCCUCAACACAGAGCGCACACUAAAGACUCAGGCAGUGAACAAGCUGGCGGAGAUCAUGAACCGAAAGGACAUGAAGAUUGACCAGAAGAAGAAGGGCAGCACGGCAGACCUGCGCAAGAAGGAGAAGGAGAACCGUAAACUGCAGCUUGAGCUCAAUCAGGAGAAGGAGAAGUUCAACCACAUGGCCAUCAAGUAUCAGAAGGAGCUAAGUGAAAUGCAGGCUCAACUGGCGGAGGAGUGCACUUACCGCAACGAGCUCCAAAUGCAGUUGGACAGCAAGGAGAGCGACAUCGAGCAACUGCGCGAGAAGCUUAAUGACCUGCAGCAGCGCAUGGACAACUCCAGCAUCACCAGCUUGUUGACUGACGAGACAGACAGCAACAUCGCAGAAUCCAGACUGGAAGGCUGGCUGUCCAUUCCCAACCGCACCAAUAUCAAGCGAUACGGAUGGAAGAAGCAGUAUGUUGUGGUGAGCAGUAAGAAGAUUUUGUUCUACAACGAUGAGCAAGAUAAGGAGCAGUCUAACCCUUCUAUGGUACUAGAUAUCGACAAACUGUUUCAUGUGAGACCAGUAACUCAAGGAGACGUGUACCGAGCGGAGACUGAGGAGAUUCCAAGAAUAUUCCAGAUCCUGUAUGCCAACGAGGGCGAGUGCAGGAAAGAGGCUGACAUGGAGACAGUCCCUCAGGGCGACAAAAACUGCCUGCCGCACAAAGGCCACGAGUUCAUUCCCACUCUGUACCACUUCCCCUCCAACUGCGAGGCAUGCUCCAAACCACUGUGGCACGUCUUCAAGCCACCGCCUGCGCUCGAGUGCCGCCGUUGCCAUGUCAAGUGCCACAAAGACCAUCUGGACAAGAAGGAGGACGUCAUUGCUCCUUGCAAAGUAAACUACGACGUGACCUCGGCCCGAGACAUGCUUUUGCUGGCUCUGACUCAAGAUGAGCAGAAGAAGUGGAUUGGCCAUCUUGGAAAGAAGAUUCCCAAAACUCCACCUACCACGUUUUCGAGAGCUUCGCCUCGCUCCAUGUCCACUCGACCCGGACCUAACCAGUCCUUCCGCAAAAACCCUAAAAGCAAUACAGCGAAACUGAGCCGAGCGCAGUCCAGCCUCCAUGCGGCAGACACAACAUCCAGCACUUGUUGACAGAAGAUGCUUCGCUAAACUAACCGUCUCAACCGUGGGAUUUGUUUUUCCCUGGACUAUUCUUACUUUCCCCUCCUUGCUCAACCUCAAACACGGACAAAACGUUGACAGUGAUAUUAGCAAUGGAGUCGCAGUUCUUCAUCACGACAUUUCGACCAGAAAACGGCACCGUCGGCCGGAAAGCAGGAGGUGACGCAUGGAAACAUCUGACUUUUGGGGUUCGAGGGGUCGCCAGAAGUAUGUGUUCAGUUUUAAGGUACUGUCAUCCAGGUGUUGCAGAUGUGCUGUGAGUGCUUGUAUCUCAGGGCCGGAAAACUAGAAGAAAAAAUGCCUGACAAGAUCCUAAAAUGCAAGCCAGCUUACAUUGGAUAAAUAUGACUGAUGCCUUCAUCUACUCAUCUCUGGCCUUUUUUUUUCUUUCUUAUUACUCUCCAAGUCAGUUUAUCAGAUUUGGAAACGAGUUGGGACACGAGUAUUAGAUGUAUUGAGUAAGAUCAUUUAAAUCUAUGCAUUAUUUUAUUAUUCUAAUUAUUUUUAUUGCUCCCAAGCCAUAAGGAAGCUUCCAUUAUAAUGGCGCAUAGGGGUCCUUAAAACGUCAUCACUUUUUUUUCUGUUUAUUUGGUACAUUCUCUUGUGUUAUAUAUAUUUUUUUUCUCGCUUGUGUUGUCUUUUUUUGUAAAGUAUUGCCUUACAUUGAUUCCUAGAGAAAUGGUUCAAAAAGGAAAAACAUUAAGUUAACAAAUGUAAAACUGCACUGUUUGAAUUGUAAAUUAUUUGAAGACUCAACAGGUGUAGCAUUUGGCCCACCUAGUGCCUUAAUAACCUUUGGAUAUUGAUUUUACUGCCAUAUCUUUUUUGUUUUUGUUUUUCUUCCUUCUUCCAAAAACCAGACAAAUCAUAAAGCUUCCAUCUUCUGUUUUUUUUUUUCUUUCAAAUUGCCAUACGUGUGGGUUUAUUGCAAAUGUGUGUUUGCGUUUAUAAAGCAGGGGUGGGGAACCAACACGUAUUCGAUCAGCCCCCCCAAAAUUUAACACAUAAAUGCUUGUAAUAUAUAAUAUUAACAUUUGUUUGAUGGUCGUAAAUUUAAUUAAAACCCUCAGAAAACUUACUGAAAUGGUUUCCCACCUCAGAUAUAAGGUAUAUAUUAGAUCACCUCUUUUUGGAUGUAUUGCAAUGGAGUUAGCAUGUUUGAAAAAAGAAAAAAGCACAAAAAAAAUACCCCGUACUCGACUAGUGACAAAUUUUGGGAUAGUGUACCUAAAUGAGUAUAUGUCGACAAUUAUGUGGCCAAUGUCCCAUUAAUGCAAAUACCCCCUCUGCAAUGUAAAUAAUGAGAGAGACAUAUGGAUUAUGGAAUAACCUCCACGAUCUUUUUCCCCCGUUUGUUUUUAAAGGUUUUUUUUUGUUGUUGAUAAGUUUAAAGAAGAAAAAAAAAAGCACUGGAACUCUGAUAUACUCUGGUCUUGGAUAAAAAAAAAUUGCAUGGUUUAUUUGCAUUGGAGUCCGCACUGAUGGAUAUGUCAAUAAACAUAUCUUUAUCAUUCAAUGAA